UUUUCUGCGGUACUGCGUCAUCACACGAUUUUUAGAUUUUUUAAAAUAAUAAAAUAAGGAUACUUCAUUGACUACUCGUUCCGGUCAUCACCGCUAGAUGGCGCGGCCGGAUCUGCAAUCAUUCGUUUUCCGUGUGUUGCGUCAGUUCACGCGCACUCCGUAAAAAUUAAAUGUUUUACGGUGAAAUAAAGUGGUUAAGUUGGUUUUUAGUGGUGUGUUUUAGUGAAAAAUGGGAAAAAGAACCAAGGAUAAGACAAAUGAAGAAAUUGAAAGGAAAAUUAGACGCCUGGAAAGGGAAUUAUAUUCACGAAAAACAUGGACGCCCACGCCAAAUUUUCUUCCGAACGAAGAUCGUGACGACUCUUCCUAUAAUUUCCGAGGUGAAGUGGAGCUUGACGUGUACCCUUUCGGCGACGAAAAUGAGACACCUGAGUCUUUACAUACGGUUGCCGAAGUUCAUGCAAAAAAUACAUGCCUUCCUCCUGAAGUUAUGGCGGAAGAUUCGCAACAUAUUCCAGACAACGCAAAAUCAGUGCUAGACUCAGAUAUGAUAACAGAAGAAUCAGUCCCUGAAGAAAUCAUGCAGAUACUUGGUGAGGCUAAGAAAACAGAAGAGAUCUUCGGAAAGAAAAUUCCGCAAGGAGUCUCUGAAAAAUUGGGAAAAAUCUUGGUCGAGGGUCUUGCCAAAGAACAAAAGGAAAUUUUACUUACCCAAAAAUUAAUAAUACCAGAGAAUUUUCAGCUGGUGAAGGCGCCCAAACUAAAUCCAGAAGUGGCUUCAGUACUUACCGACCCAGCUAAAAAUAGAGACAAACGGCUUGAAAAGCUUCAGAACCAAUUAGGUUUGGGUAUAGCGGGUCUAGUUAAUUUGACAACGGAAUUAAUCAAUAAGGAGGUUGAUAAGAUGGCUAUAAUUAAGAAAAUAUCAGAAGUGAAUCAAAUACUUCUUGAUCUCCACUAUGAGGAGACAUUGGGUCGUAGACGAUUAAUUAUUCCUAUGUUGGAUAACAAAUUUAUUAAUAUUAUACAAAGUGUGAAACGCGACCAAUUUCUUUUUGGAGAUAAUUUGGGUGACAAUAUCAAGACGUCUAAAUCCAUUGAAAAAUCAAGUCUUCAGAUCAAAAAACCAGCUCCUCCACAGCCACCUGCCAACUGAAAACCUUUAGCCCAGACGGGAAACUCGCGAGCUCCGGUCCGCCGUGCGAGCGGGCCCAGUGCAGCGCGCGCUCAGCCGCCGACGUCGCGAUAUUACCCCGAGCCGCCGCCGCCCGCCAGGAGGGCCCCGGCCCCGCCGGCGCGCCGCGCUCCGCCGCCACCAGCCCCGAGGCGAUACUCGCAGGACUAUCGCAGCCGCCGUCGCUAGAGAAGGUACCUUUUGCUGGCCGUAUUCGACACUUUCUUACCAAUUGGUUAUAUGUAACAACUGACCCCCAAAUUUUGGAAAUAGUUAGUGGAUACAAGAUUAAAUUCAACCAAAAACCUGUUCAGACAAACGAACCUAGUAAUCCGCCUUAUUCGAGAACUCACAUGUUAGAGUCUAUAAAAAAACUUAAACAUAUGGGUUCAAUUGUUCUAUGUUCACCAUGUAAAGGUCAAUUUAUAUCCCCAAUUUUUUUAAUACCAAAAAGUAAUGGUUCCUAUAGAUUUAUUCUUAAUUUAAAAAACCUUAACAAAUUUGUUCAACAACAACACUUUAAAAUGGAAGAUGUCCGCACUGCUACUAAAUUGUUAUCAAAUAAUUCAUAUAUGGGGACCAUUGACCUUCAGGAUGCCUACUUUGUUAUUGCCAUUCAUAUGUCCCAUAGAAAGUAUCUACGCUUUCGUUUUGAUAACGAGUUAUACGAAUUCACCUGUCUGCCCUUUGGAUUGUGUUCGGCUCCUCUCGUUUUUACGAAAUUGAUGAAACCUGUACUUACUUAUUUGCGUACUUCACAACAUAAAAUAGUAGGGUAUAUCGACGAUUUAUGGUGCAUAGCAGAUUGUUAUAACUCGUGUAUCAAAACAUUAACAGAAGUAAUGCAUAUCUUAGAAUUACUGGGAUUUAUAAUUAAUUAUGAGAAAAGUUGUUUAGUGCCUACUAAAAAGUGCAAGUUUUUAGGUAUUGAUCUUAAUUCACAAAACAUGACUUUAGAAUUGCCUACCGAAAAACGUAAAAAAAUCUAUGAUUUGGUUAGAAACAUAUCAAGUAAAAAGUCAAUAAAAAUUCGAGAAUUUGCUAAGUUUUUAGGUAAUUUGACGGCAGCCUGUCCAGCUGUAUCUUAUGGCUGGUUAUACACCAAGCGUUUUGAGAGGGAAAAAUAUUUAGCCUUGUUGGAUUUCCCGGAUUAUGAUGCCAAAAUGGAUAUAAAACCUGAAUUGUUACAGGAUUUUUUUUGGUGGGAAAAAGUUAUCAAUUAUGUAGAUAAUCCUAUUCGCACUGGACAUUUUCAAUAUGAAAUAUUUUCAGAUGCCUCACUUUCUGGAUGGGGACUAUUUUGUAAUGGACAGUCAGUCAAUGGAUUUUGGUCAUAUGAGGAAAAUCAAUAUCAUAUUAAUUAUUUAGAGUUAUUGGCCGCUUUUAUUGGUUUAAAAUGCUUUUGUAAAAAUUUGUACAAUGCAGAAAUCCUAUUACGAAUAGACAACACUACAGCCAUUUCCUACAUUAACAGAAUGGGUGGAGUACAAUAUCCCCAUCUAAAUGACAUAACCCGUCAAAUUUGGCAGUGGUGUGAAGAAAGAGGAAUUUUCAUUUUUGCAUCAUACAUCAGGUCCUGUGAUAAUAUUGAAGCAGAUCAGGCCUCAAGAUUGUCAAAUAUUGACACCGAGUGGGAAUUACAUGAAUCCUGUUUUCAG
Plodia interpunctella (Indianmeal moth) is the source of this 2832-nucleotide messenger RNA. RefSeq lists its product as uncharacterized. Lineage: Eukaryota; Metazoa; Arthropoda; Insecta; Lepidoptera; Pyralidae. The record is from RefSeq and is a predicted model, not a curated record. Bases 230 to 1156 code for a protein of 308 amino acids. The transcript has 2 exons.